AUGUGCGAGUAUCCACACUCACUAUGCCGCAGCUGGAUCAUGCAAGGCAUCCGACCGGACAGCAUCGAGCGAUCCUCUGAGGUAGUGAGGAAGGAAAUCAUGGACUAUUCUCACCAGAUCAUCAAGGAGAUGCACAAGCAGGCCGCCGUGAUGCCGUCAUGGCAAGAGGAGCGUGGACUUCACGCAGCCUCCGCAGUCGAGACGUGUGCGAAGCUCCGCUCGUUGCGAGAGACUCACAUCAACCUGGUCGACAUGGAUGAGGCUGGUCUGCUAUUCGGCUUCCAACUCUUGUACAAAGGCAGGUAUGGCGGCAUGUUGCGUCCUUUCUUCAUGGAGCUGCUGGCUGUCGUGAGGAAGAACCGCACUAGAGUUUGCAUUCAUGCUCACACCCAUCGAUCGAUCGCUCGCGUCUGGCUUAACGCGAAGAUGAAUACGGAGGAUAUUUACAAGGGUUUGAUUGGGCAGCGGGAAGUACUUUGUGAGCAUAUUCGCGGCAGAGAGCAGCAUGAGAUGGAGUAG
Molecule: messenger RNA, 519 nt
Organism: Fulvia fulva
Lineage: Eukaryota; Fungi; Ascomycota; Dothideomycetes; Mycosphaerellales; Mycosphaerellaceae
Exons: 1
Coding region: 1-519 (172 amino acids)
Source: RefSeq, a predicted model, not a curated record